This is a messenger RNA of Onychomys torridus (southern grasshopper mouse), 8893 nucleotides long. It is a transcript of the gene Anapc1, whose product is annotated as anaphase promoting complex subunit 1. NCBI's taxonomy places the organism in Eukaryota, Metazoa, Chordata, Mammalia, Rodentia, Cricetidae. Bases 1 to 5952 code for a protein of 1983 amino acids. The transcript has 48 exons. Gene Ontology annotation, cellular component: anaphase-promoting complex. The record is from RefSeq and is a predicted model, not a curated record. Gene Ontology annotation, molecular function: molecular adaptor activity. Gene Ontology annotation, biological process: protein K11-linked ubiquitination; metaphase/anaphase transition of mitotic cell cycle; anaphase-promoting complex-dependent catabolic process.
AUGGUUCUCUGUCUUGAAGAACGGGCAGCGCGCAGGCACAAGAGGUGGGACGUGAAUCCCCAGGGGCUUCUCUUUUCGCGUGGUGGCGGCCGCGGCUCUGUCGGUGAGCAGCGGCAAGAUAUCGAGGUCAAACGGAGUGGGGCCGUGCGCGGGGCGCGGACGGAGGUUGUAUCCUCCUCUCUCGUGUGCCCCUUCUCAUCGUUAAAUGACAAACGCAGCAGAAGAGUUUUUAUGGGGCGAAACUGGUGCUCUCGCUUCGGCGGGGGAACGCGGAUAGUUGACGGAGAGAGGACGGAAAGAAGGGGCUCGCUACAGUCGGAUAUGUCUCCUAUCUCACCUUCGGGGAGAAAAGGUGUGAGUGAGAUCGGAGAUGCGGCUGACUACGAUGAGGAGCUGUAUGUGGCUGGGAACAUGGUUAUCUGGAGCAAGGGGAGUAAGAGCCAGGCGCUGGCCGUGCACAAAGCAUUCACAGUGGACAGCACUGUCCAGCAGGCAUUGUGGUGUGACUUCAUUACAUCACAGGAUAAAUCUGAAAAGAUCCAUAAGAGCCAUGAGGUAGAGAAAUGCAUAUGUAUAUUACAGAGCUCAUGUAUGAACAUGCACAGCGUAGAUGGGAAGGAUUAUAUAGCAUCCUUACCAUUUCAGGUGGCAAAUGUUUGGGCCACUAAAUAUGGUUUGCUGUUUGAACGAAGCAGUUCUUCACAUGAGGUGCCUCCAAGUCUACCUAGAGAACCUUUGCCUACUAUGUUCAGCAUGCUGCACCCACUAGAUGAAAUAACUCCACUUGUUUGUAAAUCUGGAAGUCUUUUUGGCUCAUCCCGGGUGCAGUAUGUUGUAGAUCCUGCAAUGAAAAUUGUGUUCCUCAAUAUCGACCCCUCCAUUGUAAUGACCUACGAUGCUGUUCAGAAUGUGCAUUCUGUGUGGACUCUGCGGAGAGUAAAGCCAGAGGAAGAGAAUGCGGUUUUAAAGUUCCCUGAGCAGGCAGGGACCCUUCAGAAUGUAGCCACCAGCAGCUCCCUCACAGCGCAUCUCAGAAGCCUCUCCAAAGGCGAAUCCCCUGCGGCUUCACCGUUCCAGAAUUACUCCUCCAUUCACAGCCAAAGUCGCUCUGCCUCGUCACCCAGUCUGCAUUCUCGCUCGCCUUCCAUCUCCAACAUGGCGGCUCUCAGCCGUGCUCAUUCUCCCGCCUUAGGUGUGCACUCUUUCUCAGGGGUGCAAAGAUUCAACCUUUCAAGCCAUAAUCAGUCACCAAAGAGACACAGCGUUUCUCAUUCUCCAAGUGGAAGUUUCAACGACUCAUUUUUGGCACCAGAAACAGAGCCUAUUAUUCCUGAGCUGUGCAUUGACCACUUGUGGACUGAAACACUUCCUAAUAUAAGAGAGAAAAAUUCCCACGCCUCUAAGGUAUUUAUAACAACUGACCUGUGUGGACAGAAGUUCCUCUGCUUUUUAGUGGAGGCCCAGCUUCAGUUACGCUGUGUAAAGUUUCAAGAGAGUAAUGACAAGACCCAGCUCAUCUUUGGCUCUGUCACCAAUGUCCAUGCAAAAGAUGCAGCACCAGUGGAGAAGAUAGACACCAUGUUGGUACUAGAAGGCAACGGGAACCUGGUGCUGUAUACAGGAGUGGUUCGGGUGGGGAAAGUUUUUAUUCCUGGACUUCCGGCUCCUUCCUUGACGAUGUCCAACAUGAUGCCUCGGCCUAGUACGCCCCUUGAUGGUGUUAGUACUCCCAAGCCUCUGGGUAAAUUACUUGGAUCAAUGGAUGAGGUGGUUCUGUUGUCUCCAGUUCCAGAACUGAGGGAUUCUUCAAAGCUUAAUGAUUCUCUCUACAAUGAGGAUUGCACUUUCCAGCAACUUGGAACUUACAUUCAUUCUGUACGAGACCCUGUUCAUAACAGAGUCACUCUGGAACUGAGUACUGGCUCCAUGGUUAGGAUCACUAUCCCUGAAGUGGCCACCUCGGAAUUAGUACAAACGUGUCUGCAAGCAAUUAAGUUCAUCUUGCCAAAAGAAAUAGCAGUUCAGAUGCUCGUCAAGUGGUACAAUGUCCACAGUGCUCCAGGAGGACCCAGUUACCACUCAGAGUGGAAUUUAUUUGUGAUCUGUCUCUUGAACAUGAUGGGUUAUAACACAGACCGCUUAGCAUGGACCCGAAGUUUAGACUUCGAAGGAUCACUUUCCCCAGUCAUUGCUCCCAAAAAAGCAAGGCCUUCUGAUACUGGAUCUGAUGAUGACUGGGAGUACUUACUGAAUUCAGACUACCAUCACAAUGUCGAGUCUCAUCUUCUGAACAAAUCUUUAUGUUUGAGUUCUUUGGAAACCUCAAAGGGGAAAGAAGAUGAUUUUUCUCAGAAUCUCAGUCUGGAUUCUUCUACUCUUCUCUUUCCUCACAUCCCUGCAAUUUUCUUUGUUCUUCACCUGGUCUAUGAAGAGCUCAAGCUGAAUACUCUAAUGGGAGAAGGGAUUUGUUCUCUUGUUGACCUGCUUGUUCAGUUAGCAAGGGACUUAAAAUUAGGGCCUUACAUGGAUCAUUACUACAGAGAUUACCCAACUCUUGUCAAAACUACUGGACAAGUGUGUACAAUUGAUCAAGGUCAAGUGGGAUUUAUGCAUCAUCCCUCAUUUUUUACUUCUGAGCCGCCAAGUAUUUAUCAGUGGGUGAGUUCUUGUCUGAAGGGCGAAGGAAUGCCACCCUAUCCUUACCUCCCUGGGGUCUGCGAAAGGAGCAGGCUAGUGGUCUUGAGUGUUGCACUCUACAUCCUUGGUGAUGAGAGUUGUGUUUCUGAUGAAGCCUCCCAGUAUUUAUCCAAAGUAACCUUAACUCCCCAAAAGCCACAAGCAGAACAAGAAGAAAACAGGUUUACUUUCCGGCAUUCUGCUUCAGUUUCAAGUCUAGCAGAAAGAUUGGUUGUCUGGAUGACCAGUGUAGGAUUCACUUUAAGAGAUCUGGAGACUCUUCCUUUUGGAAUUGCUCUUCCCAUCAGGGAUGCAAUAUAUCACUGUCGGGAGCAGCCUGAUUCAGACUGGUCAGAAGCUGUCUGCCUCUUGAUUGGACGUCAGGAUCUUUCCAAGCAGGCUUGUGAAGGAAAUCUACCCAGAGGCAAAUCUGUGCUCUCCUCAGAUGUGUCUUCAGGAACCGAGGCUGAGGAGGAAGAUGAUGGCAUGAAUGACUUGAAUCAUGAGGUUAUGUCAUUGAUAUGGAGUGAAGAUCUGCGGGUGCAGGAUGUGCGAAGGCUGCUUCAGAGUGCUCAGCCUGUCCGUGUCAAUGUGGUGCAGUACCCGGAACUCAGUGACCACGAGUUCAUUGAAGAAAAAGAAAACAGACUGCUCCAGUUGUGUCAGCGAACUAUGGCCCUUCCAGUGGGACGAGGAAUGUUCACCUUGUUUUCUUAUCAUCCUGUUCCAACAGAGCCCUUGCCUAUUCCUAAAUUGAAUUUGACGGGGCGAGCCCCUCCAAGAAACACAACUGUAGAUCUCAAUAGUGGGAACAUCGAUGUGCCUCCCAAUAUGACAAGCUGGGCCAGCUUCCAUAAUGGUGUGGCUGCUGGAUUGAAGAUAGCCCCUGCCUCCCAGAUAGACUCAGCUUGGAUUGUUUACAACAAGCCAAAGCAUGCCGAGUUAGCCAAUGAGUAUGCUGGCUUUCUCAUGGCCCUGGGUCUGAACGGGCACCUUACCAAGCUGGCUACUCUCAAUAUCCAUGACUACUUAACUAAGGGCCAUGAAAUGACAAGCAUUGGAUUGCUACUUGGUGUUUCUGCUGCAAAACUUGGCACAAUGGACAUGUCCGUUACCCGGCUUCUUAGCAUUCACGUUCCUGCUCUCUUACCCCCGACGUCCACGGAGCUUGAUGUGCCUCACAAUGUCCAAGUGGCUGCGGUGGUUGGCAUUGGCCUUGUUUAUCAGGGCACAGCUCACAGACAUACUGCUGAAGUUCUGUUGGCUGAAAUAGGGCGGCCCCCUGGUCCGGAGAUGGAAUAUUGCACUGACAGAGAGUCCUACUCUUUAGCUGCUGGCCUGGCCCUGGGUAUGGUUUGCUUGGGGCAUGGCAGCAAUUUGAUCGGUAUGUCUGAUCUCAAUGUGCCUGAGCAGCUCUAUCAGUACAUGGUUGGAGGUCAUAGACGUUUUCAGACUGGAAUGCACAGGGAGAAACAUAAAUCUCCAAGUUAUCAAAUCAAAGAAGGAGAUACCAUAAAUGUGGAUGUGACUUGUCCAGGUGCUACUCUGGCUUUGGCCAUGAUCUACUUAAAAACCAAUAACAGAUCCAUUGCCGACUGGCUGAGAGCUCCUGAUACCAUGUAUUUGCUGGACUUUGUGAAGCCAGAAUUUCUCCUGCUUAGGACACUUGCUCGGUGCCUGAUUUUGUGGGAUGAUAUUUUACCAAAUUCCAAGUGGGUUGACAGCAAUGUUCCUCAGAUUAUAAGAGAAAAUAGUAUCUCUCUGAGUGAAAUUGAAUUGCCUUGCUCAGAGGACUUGAAUUUGGAAACCUUGUCGCAAGCACACGUGUACAUCAUUGCAGGAGCCUGCUUGUCUCUGGGUUUUCGAUUUGCUGGCUCAGAAAACUUAUCGGCAUUUAACUGUUUGCAUAAAUUUGCAAAAGAUUUUAUGAAUUAUUUAUCUGCACCCAAUGCUUCUGUAACGGGGCCCUACAACCUGGAAACCUGCCUGAGUGUGGUGCUCCUGUCUCUUGCCAUGGUGAUGGCUGGCUCUGGGAACCUGAAGGUGUUGCAGCUCUGUCGCUUCCUGCACAUGAAGACGGGUGGAGAGAUGAACUAUGGUUUCCACUUGGCCCACCACAUGGCCCUGGGCCUUCUCUUUUUGGGAGGAGGAAGGUACUCUUUGAGCACCUCCAACUCGUCCAUUGCUGCUCUUCUCUGUGCUCUUUACCCACAUUUCCCAGCCCACAGCACUGAUAACCGGUAUCAUCUCCAGGCCCUUCGGCACCUCUAUGUGCUAGCUGCAGAACCAAGGCUCCUGGUACCUGUGGAUGUGGAUACAAACACACCCUGCUAUGCCCUCAUAGAAGUUACUUACAAGGGCACUCAGUGGUAUGAACAGACCAAAGAAGAACUGAUGGCUCCAACCCUUCUUCCAGAACUGCAUCUGUUAAAGCAGAUGAAAGUUAAAGGGCCAAGGUAUUGGGAACUGCUCAUAGAUUUAAGCAAGGGAGAACAGCACUUGAAGUCCAUUCUUUCUAAGGAUGGAGUUUUAUAUGUAAAGCUCAGGGCAGGCCAGCUGUCCUACAAAGAAGAUCCAAUGGGGUGGCAGAGUUUGUUGGCGCAGACUGUUUCUAACAGGAACUCGGAAGCCCGGUCUUUCAAGCCAGAAACAAUUUCAUCCUUCACUUCUGACCCAGCACUUCUGUCAUUUGCUGAAUAUUUCUGCAAACCGACUAUGAACAUGGGUCAAAAACAGGAGAUUCUGGACCUCUUUUCUUCAAUACUCUAUGAGUGUGUUACUCAGGAGACCCCAGAGAUGUUGCCUGCCUAUAUAGCAAUGGAUCAGGCUAUAAGAAGUCUUAAAAAGAGAGACAUGUCAGACACAUCUGAUCUUUGGCAGAUAAAAUUGAUAUUAGAGUUUUUCAGUUCACGAAGCCACCAGGAGAGGCAGCAGAACCAUCCUAAGCGAGGGCUCUUUAUGAACUCUGAGUUCCUGCCUGUGGUGAAGUGCACUAUUGAUGCCUCCCUGGACCAGUGGCUGCAAGCUGGAGGUGAUGUGUGUGUGCAUGCCUACCUCAGUGGGCAGCCUGUUGAGAAAUCUCAGCUAACCAUGUUGGCCUGCUUCCUUGUCUACCACUCUGUGCCAGCACCACGACACUUGCCACCUCUGGGACUGGAAGGGAGCACAAGCUUUGCUGAACUCCUCUUCAGGUUUAAACAGCUGAAGAUUCCAGUCCGAGCUUUGCUAAGACUGGCUCCUUUGCUGCUUGGAAACCCGCAGCCGAUGGUUAUGUGACCACAUCUGCUAGGACACCUACUCAAAGCUGUCUGCAGCACAGAAUCACGAUGGCAGCAGAGCUAAGGCAGCAUUUCUGUUGGUGACCAGUGGAACUCAGACACCUCACUGUGUUUAAAGUCUGUGUUGAAAAUAGUCCAGAGACACUGUGGCUAUCCGCGUGUCAUUAUCCAGUGUAUAAAAGUCAGUUAAAAGUCUCUUUUGUAAAUAAAGAUUUUUGGGUUGUUUUCACAACUAUUGAUGAUUGCUUUGGACUUCAGAAAGCAGAGUGACAGACAGAGUUUUGAAACCUUUGAACUUCAGUGGUUCAGGUGAAAGGUCUGCACUCAGAAUUGCAAGAUUUAAAAGCCACAUCACAAAAAUGGACUUCUGCCGCUGCAGCAGAGUUCCUGUUUGUCUGUUGUGUCUCAGUUGUCUUCUCUACUACAAGAAUAUUUCUAGUGAAGAGUUGCCCAGCAUGGAGUGCUGGACCAGGCCUCUAAAAAUUAUGUUGGAGCCUUGACCUCAGUGUGUCUGUAUGUGGACCUGCAGUUCUUCGGCGGUCACUGAGGUUAAAGGACUCCAUAAGGGGGAGUCCUAAUAUGAUAGAAGCAAUGACCUACCCACUCAGAAGAGGAAGAGGGUGCUUUUCUCUCUAUCAUGUAAGAAUUUGCAACACAGCUCUUACAAGCCAAGAAGAUUCCCUCCUGGGGAACCAGUCAGAUAGUGUCUUGGACCUCAGCAUCUAGAAGUACAAGAAAUAAAUUUGUGAUGCUUCGGCCAUCUUGUCUGUGGUAUUUGGUUUUAGCAGCCUGUGCAGGCUAGUGCAUGAUAGCUGCCCCAAAUACCUGAAAUACAAAAUUACCCCUGUAGAGGAGUGUUAACAAAGUCCAUCUGAAGUGAAGAUUUGGAGAAUGCUUUGUAUUCUGAGUUUCCAGACAGCCCAUGAUGCAAGAUAGUCCUCUGAGGGCCCCUGAAGCUCCAGGUCCAUGGGGCAGGAAGAAAGCUCCUUCCGCCUCACUCCAACCUAUACUCACAGCCUGCUUUCAGACCAGUGGGACCAUGAAUGAGUAGGAACUGCAAAAUGUCCAUUCACUGAUUUUCUGUUUGUUUCUGAAAAAGCAAAUAGAAGUGGCUCCAUUGGGAUUUGGUAAUGUCCAUCGGCCUGCCUGUAUCAAGGUAAUUGGUGGCUGGCUUUGAGGGCAAGGUGUGCUUUCCUUCCCUCUUAAAGAUUGCUAUGAAAUGGUAGGUGAUAGACAUUCGGUUUCAUCAAGAUUGAACCCACUGUCCAGGCACUUGUUACUUUUACUCUCAAUUGUUAACGGUUGCCAUAGGAAGAUUUGAGAGGCAUUUAAGUGGUGUGUGGACACACAUUAACUCAUUCGGGAGGGAAAAUAGUCAUGAAGAUGUCAACAAGAGCGAAUAAUAAGCUUUAAAGAGAGGACUGAAUACAGUGGAAACAGCAUUGGUGGGCCUAUAACAGCUGGGCACCAAGAAGAAAUUCUAGUGCUCUUGAGUCAGCAUGCUAGGAUCAUCAGAUAAAUCAUUAUCUUUACUAGUCUCCAAAACAAAUCGAGGGAAGCAGUCUCAUUCACAGCAGCCAGCCUCCCAGGAGCUACAGUAAGGGAAGAGCUAGAGAAACCUGACAGCGAAGUGUCUAGUCUCAAAGCAGCACUUGUGACUUCAAGUGAAGGCUGAUUAGCCAGGACUUGUUCACCUCCUGUGCACAUGGAGUGGAGACAAGGCGUAGCUGCUGUGAGUACAAGUAUUGUCUGCUACAGACAGACACAGUUGAACAGUGCACUCAGAUCCUCCCCUACUGACGUUUGCUCCUCCCUCAAGGCCUGGGGAGGGAACAAAGGCAAAUUGAGGUCAGCUGCCAGGCUUCAGCUGCACUGCUUUGUCAGAGCCCUCAACAUGCUGGGUUCUCUUCAUCCCACUGCGUCCCAGUCCUACUUCAAUCUGCUGCUGUCUGCACGGGUUCUAGUCCAGGAGACUCAGAAGCAGCUACCCAGUGUGAACUGAAAGGACUUUGCGUUGGCAGAGCUUAUGAACACGUUGAAAAGCAGGCGAGCAUCUUUGGAAUCACAUGGGCCUUUGUGUCUGUUUUCUCGAGUUGUACUUGUUGACUUAGUCUGUUACUAUUGUCCUACAUAGAGCAUCUUGUUUAAGCUGUUGUCUUUUAGCUAAAAAUGCUUCUUUGGUAAACUUUUAAUACUGUAAUCUUUUUCCUUUAGAAUAAUUUGGAAAGUACUUUUCAGACUUUUUUCUUUGAAACAUUCAUACUAGAAUUUUAAAACAAGAACUUCAUAAUAAAUUCAGUAAGAUUUAUAAGUACCUGCCAGAUCUUAAUUUCUGUUCUAUACUCCAGUGCUUAGCUGAACUGGUAGCUUUUCUCUAUAGCUAGUGGACAUCUCAAGUCUCUGCCUUGUGAGAAUGUAUGCUUUAAGAACUCAAGACAUGCUGGAUACUGAUGUCACAGUCACCUCAUGGGUGGAUGUAGGGUGGGUCUCUAAAACAAGGACAGAGGUGGGAAGCUAGUGUUAGAUGAAAUUUUUCUUCUGAUUGAAACAUCCCUCCAGGAAGAAGGGGUCGGGGAGGCUCAAGAGACUAAAGAGACAUCAUCACAUGUCUUAGAAAGUUAACGCUUAAGGAUCACAAAGUGCUCUCCCAAGGUUGUAGAAAUGAAACUCUGUAUGUGUGUGUGCUGGGGGGAGGGGAAGGAUGGGAACAGGACAGAAAGGGAGAGGUUGACUGUGACCACCAGAGCUGCCUAAAGGAGGCCUAGCUGCCUGGGAGAGGAGGUUCUGACUAGUCAAGCAACCUGCAAGUUGUGAAGAGUUAUUGCCCAUGUUGAGGUGGGCUUUGGUGGUAGAGCUGCUUUUGAGUUGUCCCUGCUCUUAGAACGCAACACCCUACUCUUGUAAGUGCCCUCCAAUAAACUCAUUGAUUUGCUAAAUUG